AUGCCGCCAUUGCGCCUGAACGAGGACAGCAGACGAUACGGAUUGCUGGAAGAGCCGUUGGACCUGAUCCUCGGCGGCAGGGGAUUCCGUGACGUAGGAUUCGGAGAUCGUUUCCACUCACUAUUCAACUACCUCCAAAAGACCAAUCCAAAAGGAUCUUCGCUCAAAGAUGUAAAUAUUCCAUUAUUUCAUCGGAAACGAUUUCCUAUCUCUUCUCCAGACAAUCGGUGCGGACUUCUUCUCGAACCGUCGUAACCUGACGGUAUUCGCAACCUCCGCCUACCCCAGGAAGAACCGACCGAUGAAAAUUCAGGCGGUCCGACACAAAGGAGUCAUUUUCCUAUACUUGAGGACAUCUCCGAAUACCUGAGGGACACCCGCAGCCAACUGACCAUCGACUUUUUCUCGUUGGACGAGGAGGCCGACACGGAAACCUAUGUGCUCGUGGAUCCGAAGUACGUGAAGGUCGAAGACUUCUCGAGAAGCGUCGAGGGCAUUCCGACCCCACUGGCCAACUCGGUCGACGAGACGCCGCCGCCGAAGCUCGAGCACUCAAAAUGACGCUUCCAGUACGACGAGACGGUCAAUUUGUCGAGCAUUCACCGCGACUUUUGCUCCGGGUGCACCUACGAGGGUGACUGCAGCGAUGCGAGCAAGUGCCAGUGCCAGAAACUCCAUCAACCGCUUGCCGAAGCGGUUGCAGCAGAUUGCGCCGGAUGUCGACAUGUAAGUGCGCUCCACUGUAGUUUUGGCGGAAAAAUUGAAGAUUUCAGGAAACUCUUCAACCUUCGUACCGCAAGAAGCGGGUUCCCGGCGCGCUGCUGAAUAUGAACGAGGACUACUGGGAUGAGGUGUGGGACGAAGAGGCGAUUCGGCGGGUCGAGCAGGGAGACGAAGGCGCGCCGCCGCCCGCAAAUUUCGACGCGGGCGAGGGGGAGGAGGAGGACACGCCCGGAGACGUCUUUUUAUAA
Molecule: messenger RNA, 971 nt
Organism: Caenorhabditis sp. 36 PRJEB53466
Lineage: Eukaryota; Metazoa; Nematoda; Chromadorea; Rhabditida; Rhabditidae
Source: the annotation of a GenBank genome assembly